AUGGCCAAGCUGUUUGAAGAGGUCUUCCAACCAGGAGGCCAUAGCCGGCCGUUGAUCGGAAGCUCUGGAGACAUCCUCCUGGUGAUUACAGAUCCCAGAGAUCCCAUGACGGAAGGCGGACCGACGAAGCAGAUCGACUCAGAUUUUUUUUCCCAAUAUGUGAAAGUCUCCCAUCGGCCCCUGGAAAUCCAGAAGUUCGAGCUGCCAGAUGCCUUGCAGCAUCCGUACUUCUACAAGAUGCUGAGCUGCUUGGCGUUUCGGUGGGUGAUGAACUCCCAAUGUUCCGAGACGCCCUUGAGGGAAGGCAUCACCCGCGAAGCCUUGAUCUGCGAGCCCCGCACAGAGUUCGUGGAGCUUUUGCGCUUCAUCUACACGAAUCAAGUCGACAUCAACGAGCACACAGUAGUGGGUCUGUAUUGUAUUGAUGAAGUUGUCAACCUGUGCCUCAAGUACGUCAAGGACAUGUUUUUCACCUUCUACGACAUCACCACUCUCAACUCCACCUACCAAGCAAAACUCAAGGUGCGAAAUACUUUCCUGGACAUCGAGGACACCCCGGAGCCCGGCGAAAUCGUCCGUUCCAAGACUGCGCCGCCUGCGAGUGGUAACUGGGACUUGGACGACUCUGACGAAGAGGAAGAGGACGAGCAGCCAACAGCUGAUGCCUCUCCGACAUCGCCGGGAGAUGAUUCUGUCAGAGACGAUGGGGCAUUGUGCAGAACGGUCACUCACGAGUGGCUGGAGGAACCAAUGCAAUGGGGAUGGGUACCCAAGGAUGCAGGCAAUGUGCAGACGGUAAGUGGGCAGGCGCCAGAGGCAUCAGCUGCUUCACAAGGAACUGGCCACAUGCCAUCCUACCAGGCAGCCAUGCCCGCUGAUUCUUUGCAGCAUCCACAGCCUCAGCAAGUGCUGCAGCAGAUGCCACAAGGACAGAUGCUCCAACAGGGGCAGAUGGCCUCGCAGAUGCCGCAGAUGCCCCAGGGGCAAAUGCCUCAGGGGCAGAUGCCGAUGCAGAUGGUACUAAUGCCAGUGGCCAUGGCGCCGAUGGGUCAAGGUGCCCCCGGUGCCAUGACUUCGGGCUAUGGCGCGACCGCUCCCCCGGGCCCGGGCCCGGUGCCCGAAUUGCCGGUGCGGCAGCCGGACCGAGGAGCAAGGUGGCCAGCAGCAGCACCAGUCCCUGCUGGACCCAUGCCGCAGAACACCGUUACGGUGACGUCUGCGACGGUGCCGUCGCCACUACCGCAAGGGCCACCGACGGUUCCACAGCCACAGACACUUACCAGAGCCUUUAGCGUAAAAAGCGGUUUCUUCCGCGUGCAUUGGACCGUUGACGGUCGCAAGCUCCGCGGCAAUGAAAAGCAAACCGUGUCUCCACCCUUUGAACUUUCCUUCGGCCACAAGUUCCCCUCUGUGACGUUCAAGAUGAUGAUCUAUCCUGAGAUGGUCAAUGAGGGCAAGGGUGGCUCUUGCUUCAGGAAGUCCAAAGGAAGAGGUUAUGUGCAAAUCAAAUGCGAAGCCGAGUUGGAAGAAUCCGUGGCGUGGGUGUCAUUUCGAAUUUCCAUCGGCAGUGGCAGCAAAACUGUUGGGCCCCGCGGGCCGAGAUACCACAACUUCUCGCAGAGUGCCGUCACAGGUCUCGAGGAGGGGCCCACCAAAGAUGAACAUAUCUGGGACUUCACGGAAGUUCUGGACGAAGCGUCACAAACUUUUGUGCCUCGGACCUGGUGGAACCCUGGUGGGCAGUCGUCGAAGCCAGGAAGGGCCGAAAUCAAAGAGCGCUUGAUUCAGAGCGCUUGA
Molecule: messenger RNA, 1797 nt
Organism: Cladocopium goreaui
Lineage: Eukaryota; Dinophyceae; Suessiales; Symbiodiniaceae
Source: the annotation of a GenBank genome assembly